AAAGGUCAUACUAAAAGCGAACAACAAAAAAUGGACCGGCGCGAAGAUGCCCUCCUACAGGCCCUCGAUAAGAACGCCGGUGAAACGGAGCGCUGGCAGGCCUUCAAGAGGGACAAUGAGAGCACCAUCCGGAAUUUAGACCUGUUCGCCCAGAAGCUCAGCGUGGAGGUUAUGGUGCCCAUCGGACGGAAGGCUCUGAUGCCCGGCGAGCUGAUCCACACCAACGAGCUGCUGGUGGGCCACUACGAGGGCUACUUCUCCGCCUGCUCGGCCCACAAGGCCAAGGAGAUCUGCCGGCACCGCCUGCGAUUGGCCGAGGAGCAGCUGAAGAAGCUGGAAGUCGAGUCGGAUCUCUGGCAAAACAAACUGAGUACUCCUCUGGCGGAGGGAGCGGUGCCCAGCGGGGAUCAGGUGGAGAUCGUGGAGGACUUCAACGAGGUGGCCCACAACCAGUGGAUGACGGAGCACAGGGAGCGUGUGCGGCAGCAGAAGCAAAAGGAGCGCCUCAAACGGCAGGCAGAACCUCCAGGCGGCGAUGACGAGGUGCUGAGGAAGCUGGAGGAGCGAGAGAUGAUGGAGGAACUGGGCCUAGAUCCCGAUAAUAUCAACGAGGAGCAGCUCCAAGGGCUGCUAAGUGUGGAAUCAGCACCCCAAGAAUCAAGCAACGAAAAUGUAGCCAAGACUUUAAGCCAGGAACAGGAAUCGGAGCUCUGGAAGAAGCUGGAGGCUGAGGAGCAGAAUGAAGCGGAAGAACUCAACUCCGAAGCAGAAGAAAGCCUGAAAACCACGGAUGACCUAGUGCGCCGCCUGAUGUCCGGAGCAACAGAAGCUCCUUCGGCCAAGAAACGUAUUGCAGGCACUAGAGACCCCGUGGAAAUAGAGAAACCCACAUCAGACGACUCUGACGAGGAUGAUGAUGGUGACCAGGAAGAAGAGGUGCGAACCAUUAGGGAGCAGAUGUCCCUGCUGCCCAGCGAAGAGCGGGAGCCCUUCCUCAGAGCCCAACUGCAGGUGCUCAAGGCCAAGAUGCGCAAGAUACAAAAGGUGAACUUCAUCAGCGACGAGCUAAUUCACCUGAUGAACGUGGUGGUCAUGCUGGAGGACGACCUGCAGGACAUGAUAUUCGAGCAGGAACUGGAGGCGGAGGCCAGCGAGGAGGAGCAGGAGGAGGUCGAUGAAAACGAACCGCCGCCAGAGGAGCCCGAAAUCGUACCUGAAGCCAGCACAAACAAACGCCGCAUUUCCUUUGCCCUCGCCGACGAAAAGUUGGAGUUCAGAAGGGAGGAAACCGUGGCCGAAAUGCUGCCCAAUGCGAAAAAGAACUCCAGGGAUGUUGUAAAGCUGGACGAACCAGUCAAAUCGCCAGCGAUUCCUCCGCCAACAUCGAGUAAAAAAGUAACCAAUAUCCUGCAAAAAGUCGAGAGAAACAUUGAGUAUGUGAAGGAGAAUCAGAGUGUCCAGGACUUUGAUCUGCUCAAUCGAAUUCUGGAAGAGUCCACUGGACGUAUUAACACCCUACACAUUAGUUUCACACAUUCCGAUGCUGUGCCUUCUGCCAAAAGUGAUCAAGAUGAUGCCAUACCUGCAAGCCCAGGAGAUUUCUACGAGAAGUAUGAGAAGGACCUGGCUCAGCUCAACCCUUCGUUUCCCAUCUAUGUAAAUGGCUUCGAGGGCGAGGAGCAGGUUAAAGUGCCCAUAAUGAGCGAAGCUUCCCGUGAAUCCGCCUAUGAAGAUCCCAGAAGCCAGUUCUCCAAGCCAACAGCCUCCGAGGAAGAAUCAACCGACCCCGAAUCAGUGACCAAGUCAAUACUGCGCAAUAAGGAGGCCGUGGAGCUGGAGCCCCACAUCGUCAACCAGCAGCCAAAGAAAAGGAAGGGCAGGAAGCAAAAGAAAAAGGAGCGCACCCUGGACGACGACCUGCGCGACAUGAGUGCCUACCAGAAGGUCAUGCACGACCUCGUGGAGAAGGAGCCCAAGGAGCCGGAGCCCCUGCCGCAGGGCAAGUUCAUCGACUCGCAUGCCCCCAAGAAGCGGGUGAGCCGCUUCAAGGAGCAGCGGGCCCGCAACCGAACGUAGCGAAGGAGAAACACUUCUGCUUGUGGGAAUUACUAGUAUAUUUGUUCAAGUUUAAUGUGGAUUUGUAUUACAAACACAACGCAAACAAUAAACAACUGCUACUGGUG
Molecule: messenger RNA, 2183 nt
Organism: Drosophila takahashii
Lineage: Eukaryota; Metazoa; Arthropoda; Insecta; Diptera; Drosophilidae
Gene: uri
Product: unconventional prefoldin RPB5 interactor
Biological process (GO): negative regulation of phosphatase activity; negative regulation of transcription by RNA polymerase II
Molecular function (GO): chromatin binding; phosphatase inhibitor activity; transcription corepressor activity
Source: RefSeq, a predicted model, not a curated record